Messenger RNA from Actinia tenebrosa (Australian red waratah sea anemone), 3848 nucleotides. RefSeq lists its product as uncharacterized. The record is from RefSeq and is a predicted model, not a curated record. NCBI's taxonomy places the organism in Eukaryota, Metazoa, Cnidaria, Anthozoa, Actiniaria, Actiniidae. Gene Ontology annotation, molecular function: dynein complex binding; microtubule binding. Gene Ontology annotation, cellular component: spindle pole; chromosome, centromeric region; nucleus. Gene Ontology annotation, biological process: mitotic cell cycle; metaphase chromosome alignment; regulation of G2/M transition of mitotic cell cycle.
UUUUUUUGUUCGAUUUUCUUGAAUAAUUGCCAAAGCGAACUCGUUUACUUGGUAAACUGAAUUAAAUGACAUUUUAGAUCGUCAUCUGUUAGCACGUACGACAGUAGUUAUCAGACCAACAGCUGUAGCAUUUAAAGUGUUCAUGUCAAAACUUCGAAUUCAGAUUUUCAAAAUCCCUAUUGGGUUACCUGUGAAAGACGGUUAAUCUCCUCCAAACGCGCGCGCGCGAGGUUUUUUCGCGCGCGCUCUACGAUGUUCGUGCGCUUUCGCAAGCACGUUAGAAAAUUUGAAACGGCAGUCUGAAAAUAACAACACGUAAAAACAACUAGCUUAUUGAGUUUUGGAGACGAAAGGGUUAACAAAUCAAAUUUUGAAAAAUGAGUUGGGCAAAGGAUGAAUGGAAGCAGGAGUUGCCUCCGAAAGCACUUCAAAAAAUUUGUGAUAUGGAGAAAGAGUAUGAAAACCUUCAGAGACUACGACAACAACAAGACCUCAAGAUCGACGGUUAUGUUACAGCUCUGGAAAAAGGAAAGAUCGAUUUGGAAGAAGAAAGAUCUUCAAGCGCAGUCUUGCAAAAAGAGGUACAGGAGUUGACUAUAAAGGUGUCGAAUCUUGAAGCAAAAGAAGAAAGAUAUGCAAAUGAGAUUAAAAAUAAAGAGAAAGCAGUAGAAUACGGCGAGGAACUUUUGGAAAAAGCCAGACAUAAGUUAAAGGUGGAGAAUGAAAAGGUAAUGGAGCUGGAAAAAUCUCUAGAACAGGAAAGAUCAGAAGCUGAGAAAUAUGGUGAAAGAAGUGAAAAAAUGUCAGUGGAAGUCGGGAAGUUGAAGCAAGAAAAAGCUCAUAUUAGCAAAGAAAAUGAAAACUACAAGGAAAGGUUAGGUGCCCUUACCAAAGAACUACAAACACUACGCCAGAUAAUAAGCGAGAAUGAGCAGAAAGCAAUGAAAGUAGCACAAGAAAGUGAGAAAGAUAACGACGAGUCCUGUCACCAAGAACCUGUCGCUAUGGGCAGCCGUUCUGAUGCGCAUGCAUUUUUGGAUAUUCUGAAAAAGGAAAAUAGGACCUUGCUAAGAGACCUUGAACAACUCAAGCUACAACGAGAACAAAUGAAAAGUAUUAUCGAGGAAAAGACGAACGAGAUCGAGAGAAGUGCUACAAAAGUUGCUGAAAUGAGAAUUGAAGUGCAAGAUUUGAGGAGAGAGUUGAAGACCAGCAAAGGAAAAGUCAGCAAACUGGAAGGAACUGUUGAAAGUCGAGAUAGAGAAUUAGGCAAUCUUAAGGAGAAGGUGGCCAAAUACAAGGUAAACGAAGAACGAAUGAAAAAUGAAAUAAAGACAUUGACCUGGAAGAAUCAACUCGAAGCUCAAAACAAACACGAUGAAUUAGUUGAACAAAGUAAGCGCUUGGAGACAGCAGACGUUGAAAAAGGACGGCGGCCAAGUGAUAGUGAGAACCACGCCGAAGAAAGUAAGGUAGCAGCCAUGGAGGAUAAAAUUUGCCAGCUUUCCAAAGAAAAUGAAAGCUUACACGAACAACUUAGAUGUCUUAGGGAAAUCAACAGCGCGCUCGCUGAGAACGCUCAAGAGAAAGACAACAGACUGAAGUUGUAUUACAAUGAGAAACACGACGAAAUCAAGAAAGAAGAAGCUAGACUCGAAAGAGUUGAAAAUUUGCUCUUAGAAAAUGGAAGGCUGAAAGAAAGAGUACGAGAACUCGAAAAUGAAGAAAGAACGUCUUCAGCUAGCGUAAACGUGUGUGCCAGAUGUAAGCAAGAAAUGAUGCCAAAUGACGACAACUCAAGCCAAAAGAAUUCUGGUGCCGACAAAAAAGAGAGAACAUUAGGGAGCGAAGAUGGCGCUGACGAGAAAAUGGUGACUUGUAAAGAUGUGGUAUCAACGCCUGAGGAAGUUGAUGGUACAACUAAUGAAGCGAUGACUGACAAUAUGGAAGUUGACGAAGGCCUUCAGGUGAAUGGCAAAUCUUUGCAAACUGCUGCAGGUGUUGACAAGGAGCAAGUGACGUAUCUUGAGCAUCGCUAUCAAGGUCUUAAUAAGGAUGCAGAGGAUGAUGAUAUUGACGUUAUUUCCUGUGCUACCACAGAACACAACAGCAGUCUCCAACACAAAAUCCUACAAGUACUUUUAAGUCUUAGUACAAUACAGAUGGAGCAUGAGAUGGUUCUAAGAGGUGUCAACAAGUGUUAUAGUACUGUGAAAAGGAUCAAACAAGUCUUAAACAGCCAGGUCUCUGACACAGAAAACCAAGACAGCAUGUCUAAGCUAUAUUUCGAUGUUGAUUGCCUCUUCAGCCAAUUGAACUCUGCAAAGGCCAUUGGGCAGCGAUGUACAACAAGUGUCAAGUCUCAGAUAGAUUCUAUUGCUGGAUACCUGGAAAAAAUCAAAGAAAUAGAUAGAGACGUUCACGAUGACCUGAAAGGUAGUCGCUCGCCUGAACGUGAGCUAUCCUGGGAUAAUUUUGAAUCAGAGCGUGCCUUCCAGACGUUCAAAGAAGCCACUGUGGAUCCAUUGGUAAAACAAAUCGAGGACGAAGUGGAGGACACCUUAGCCAAAGAUUGCAUGAGCAAUCUGCAAGCUACAACCAGCAAACAGAAUGACUUGAGAAAGGGAUCCCAAACAAAUAAACAGAUGAACCCAAUUGACCGCCCUGAUUCGGCUGAGCCUGAAUGCAAGCCUCAUGUGACAGAAAAUGCACUAGAAUUCGAUGACUUUGUUGAUGUCUUUAGAAACCUAAUGGAAGAAAGUAAUGAUCUUUUGUCUGAACGGAUGGAAUCACUGCUUCAACAUUUUGAAACCAAUAUGUUGAAGAACAUCGCUGAAAUACAAAAGGAAAGACAAAACAAACAGAAGUUUCCAAAGUCUGCUGAAAACAGUAGCAGAGAAGAAGAUGACACUGCUGUAGUUAACCCAGGCAAGGAAGAGAAACACAUUUUUGAAGAACUGGAGCUGAUGAAGAAGAAGAUUUGUGGAGUCCAGAAAUUAGUCAAACACCUGAUGUCAUCCAUCGAAUUGACAAAACAAGAAAAAGAGGAGACACACUCUCACAUUGAUAUUUUAACAACCCAGAUGAGGAACAUGAGUUCGCAUCAUGACAUGCGCUAUACAGAACUAGAAAGAACCUUGAGGACUGCAUCAGAACGAGAAUUGACACUCCAACGUCAGAUCAACGACUUGCAGACAGCAAAGGAAGACAUGAGCUGUAAUUAUAAGGAAAGCUUAGACAAUCUGAGACAGAAGGAACAAGAACUCGCCAAACUCUUACAAGAAAUCAGAAACAUCCAAGCAAAGAGUAAAGAAAACGAACAGAAACUGAAGAAUAAAAUCGAGGUACUGCAAGGCGAGAAGACAUGUGUUUGGCAUGACUACAUGGAAGCAUCCAAGGAAGCUCGAGAAAGGAAGAAUGAGAUAGAAUCCUUGGUUGCCAAAAUGAAGAAAACUGAGGUGUCACUCAUGUCCUUGUUUAACACCAUUGGGAACAUUGAUGACUUUUUACAGCGUGCUAAGGAAAUGAACUUAUUUCAAUGAAUGAAUGCUUGCCUCCGGUCAUGUUGUUGUUUUUGUUCGUGUGCACCACCGCUGAUAGUACAUUUAUCAGCUACCUUUGGACUAUUGAUUGUAAGUAAGGCGGUGGUGCUUUAGUAAAUUAAUAUAACUUGUUUAUAUUUAGGCCAAUUUAUGCAUUUUUAGCUAGAGUCCUAGCCUGUAAGAACUACUUUUUGGGAUCGUUUAGCUGGUCAUAAGAAUUACUGUUAUAAGCAGCCAUUUUGCAUGUGGCAUUAAUUUGUAUAAUUUAAGUUCUGAGUCCAGGAUUGAAUUUUAAUAAAAACAUUG